Rhododendron vialii is the source of this 3137-nucleotide messenger RNA. Its product is annotated as dynamin-related protein 3A-like. NCBI's taxonomy places the organism in Eukaryota, Viridiplantae, Streptophyta, Magnoliopsida, Ericales, Ericaceae. The record is from RefSeq and is a predicted model, not a curated record. Bases 196 to 2670 code for a protein of 824 amino acids. Gene Ontology annotation, cellular component: cytoplasm; microtubule; membrane. Gene Ontology annotation, molecular function: microtubule binding; GTPase activity; GTP binding. The transcript has 20 exons.
AAUCCAAUCAACCCUCUCUCUUGAUUGGGCGCCACGAAAAAAAAGAGCCUCUUCACCCCUUUCUCCAAAAAAAUUUCAAACUCUCUCUCUCCCCACCCCCUCCACCGUCCCACACCUCUCACGCCUCUCUAGGGUUUCACCGAUCUCCACAACUCCCCUCUCCUCUCUCUCUCGCAUCCACAUCGAUUCCUAUCUAUGGCCGACGAACCGCUUACUUCAUCUCAACCCUCCCCUUCCCCUCCCUCCUCCAAUGCCGCUCCCUUAGGCCACUCCGUGAUCCCAAUCGUGAACAAGCUCCAGGACAUAUUCGCCCAGCUCGGUAGCCAGUCCACGAUCGAGCUCCCCCAGGUCGCCGUCGUCGGCAGCCAGAGCAGCGGCAAGUCCAGCGUCCUCGAGGCCCUCGUCGGCCGCGACUUCCUCCCCAGGGGCUCCGACAUCUGCACGCGGCGUCCGCUCGUGCUCCAGCUCCUGCAGAUUAAGCGCAAGCCGGAUGGCACCGAGGAGGAGUACGGCGAGUUCUUGCACUUGCCUGGGAAGAGGUUUUACGACUUCGGCGAUAUAAGGAGGGAAAUUCAGGCUGAGACUGAGAGGGAAGCAGGAGGAAACAAAGGUGUUACUGACAAGCAGAUUCGUUUGAAGAUUUUUUCACCAAAUGUUCUUGAUAUCACACUGGUGGAUUUGCCUGGUAUUACGAAGGUUCCUGUCGGUGACCAGCCUUCUGACAUUGAAGCACGGAUUAGGACAAUGAUAAUGUCAUAUAUUAAGCUCCCAAGUUGUUUAAUACUAGCUGUUACACCAGCAAAUUCUGACUUGGCAAAUUCAGAUGCUCUCCAGAUAGCUGGAAAUGCCGAUCCUGAUGGUUAUCGAACCAUUGGUGUGAUCACAAAGUUGGAUAUUAUGGACAGAGGUACAGAUGCCCGCAAUUUUUUGCUGGGAAAAGUAAUUCCUCUUCGGCUUGGUUAUGUAGGUGUUGUGAAUCGUAGUCAAGAGGACAUUAUGCUCAACCGGAGUAUUAAGGAUGCACUUGUUGCUGAGGAGAAGUUCUUUCGCAGUCGUCCAGUGUAUAGUGAUCUUGCAGAUCGCUGUGGUGUCCCCCAGUUGGCAAAGAAACUGAACCAGAUUUUAGUACAACACAUCAAGACUCUACUUCCAGGGUUGAAGUCACGCAUAAGCACUGCACUGGUUUCUGUUGCGAAGGAGCACGCCAGCUAUGGAGAAAUCACUGAGUCAAAGGCUGGUCAGGGAGCUCUUCUUCUGAACAUUCUAUCCAAGUACUCUGAAGCAUUUUCUUCGAUGAUAGAGGGGAAAAAUGAAGAAAUGUCAACUUCUGAGCUGUCCGGUGGUGCAAGGAUACAUUAUAUUUUCCAGUCAAUAUUUGUAAAAAGUUUGGAGGAGGUGGAUCCAUGUGAGGACUUAACUGAUGAUGAUAUCCGAACUGCCAUUCAGAAUGCUACUGGUCCUAAAUCAGCAUUAUUUGUACCAGAGAUUCCAUUUGAAGUUCUUGUUCGAAGGCAAAUAGCUCGUCUGCUAGACCCAAGCCUUCAAUGUGCUAGGUUUAUCUACGAUGAACUAAUUAAGAUGAGCCAUCGGUGUAUGGUCAAUGAACUACAGAGAUUUCCGGUUUUAAGAAAGCGCAUGGAUGAGGUUGUAGGGAACUUUUUGCGAGAAGGCCUUGAACCCUCGGAGACAAUGAUUGGACACAUAAUUGAAAUGGAGAUGGACUACAUAAACACUUCCCACCCAAAUUUUAUAGGUGGGAGCAAAGCUGUGGAGAUGGCAGUCAAGUCCAAUAGGGUAGCUCCUAUUACUAGGCCAAAGGAUUCGGUAGAUCCAGAAAAGGUACCAACAUCCGAAAGAAGUCUGAAAUCUCGGGCUAUUCUUGCCAGACCAGUAAAUGGAAUUGUCCCAGAGCAGGGAGUUCGGCCUGUUGCAGAUGUUGAGAAAGCGGCACCUUCUGGGAGCUGGGGGAUUUCAUCAAUUUUUGGUGGGUCGGAUAGUCGCCCGUCUGUCAAAGAGAACCCAACAAGUAAUUCUUUUAGGGAACCUGUUCAGAGCAUGGAGCACUCCUUUUCUAUGAUUCAUUUGAGAGAGCCCCCAACCAUCUUGAGGCCCUCAGAGACCCAUUCAGAGCAGGAGUCUAAUGAAAUAAAAAUCACAAAACUGCUGUUGAGCUCAUACUACGACAUUGUUAGGAAAAACAUUGAGGAUUCUGUUCCUAAAGCAAUUAUGCACUUCCUGGUAAAUCACACGAAAAGAGAGAUGCACAAUGUCUUCAUUAAAAAGCUUUACAGAGACAACCUGUUUGAAGAGAUGUUGCAGGAGCCUGACGAGGUUGCAAUGAAGAGAAAGCGCACCCGGGAGACACUCCGUGUGCUUCAGCAGGCUUUCCGGACAUUGGAUGAAUUGCCACUAGAAGCUGACACAGUUGAGAGGGGUUACAGUCUGAGUAAUGAUCCAACGGGCUUGCCCAAGAUCCACGGGCUCCCAACAUCAUCCAUGUAUUCGACAAGCAGUGGUUCGUAUGAUUCCUACACAGCCUCUCCCAAAAACCCCAAGUCCCGUAAGUCAUCUCACUCUGGAGAGCUACAAUCGCCUUUCUAUGGUUAUUCAGAAGCAAAUGGAGGUGGACGCAAUUCCGUUCUGGGUCUUUACCCUACAGUUGAUAUGUAAGACCACCUGAAAGAAUACAUGGGACCACGUUUGUCAACGCGUCGUGUGGGUUUUGAAAUUCCUGUUCAACAUUCUUUCAAGAUAUAUGGAGAACAUUGUUGUGGGUCUGGCUGCAUCAGAGUUGGUAUUUUGAACUCUAGGUGAGGUACGAGUCCGAUGUUAACCAUUGGCUUGACAGGCAUAUAUUUUUCUUAUAUUCCCUUAUAAGUACAAUUGGUGUCAAACGCAUUGUUUAUAUAGCUCCGAAAAGAAUAACGAGAGCAGUUAAUUCCUCCUGUAUGAUAGUAAAAUCUUAUAUUUCCAGUGUUCAAUUUUUUUAAUCAGUUGCUUUAAGCCCAAAAAUCUGUAGAUUUUUACUGGGAAAUGAUGUUUUGGUUAUUGUUUUCCAUCCUGUGUUGAUAGCGGACUAGUGGAUUGUAACUGAUAUGAUUAGUUGGUUAAUGAUAGUAAGGUGUAUUUUGAUGCUC